AUCCUGAAACGGACUACACACAAUCCUAAAUCUUAAUGCCCAAGCUUUGAACUAGUUGACUUUGAAAUUCAAGAAGAGACAACAAGGUUGGUUCUCUCUCUCACAAUCUCAAAGCUAUUUUUUCUCUAAAGCCCAAUCCUCAGAUUCAUCUCCUUUUGUUGUUGUUUUCCGGGUCUCUAAAGUCAACGUAGUUGAAGAAUUUGAUCGUUGUUGAUUCAAGAAGAUGGGGACAACACUGGGGAAGCCAUUUGCUGGUAUAUUCCAAGAAACCGAACCGAGAAUAGUGUUUUUCGGCCUCCCCGGUACUGGAAAAUCAUCUAUACUCCACAAACUCAAAACCGGUGAAGUGCUUUCCACAAACAUCCCCACCGUUGGAUUAGACAUGGAAAGCUUUAAAUACAAGAACUCGAGCUUCUGUUUCGUUGAAAUGGGCGGGCAAUAUCGGUAUAAGAUGAUACCGUUAUGGAAACAUUACUUUCAACAAGUAUCAGGGUUUGUGUACGUGGUCGAUACCAAAGACAGAGAGCGAAUGGAAGAGGCAAAGAGUUUCCUUCACAUGGUGAUGGAUGAGAUACAGGGGAAUGUACCGGACAAUGUUGCUGUUCUUGUUUAUGCAAACAAGCAUGAGGUUCCCGGUGCUAUGACUGCAUAUGAGAUCAGUAACGAACUUGAUCUCGCUUCUCUUCGUCAAAAAAACUGGCAAAGAAACUGGCAUGUUCAGAGCUCAUGUGCACUAAGUGGUGACGGUUUACAUGAAGGACUCGACUGGCUCCUGAAAAAUGCUGAGAGAAUGUAACAAAGUUCUGAUAUUAUUUAACGAAUCUUCUGUUUCAAGUUAUUAAGCUCUUCGCGCUUAUAAUAUUUCUAUGUUUCUUAGACAUAACUGAAGCACAUAACUAACAGCAUAACAAAGAUGCCUUCAUAAAAUUCUACAAAGAUUUGAGAGUUUCUCUUUAGAAAAAAUAGACAGACACUUUUUACUUGGUUUCUUGAACUGGAACAGAGCUUUUAUUGUCGACCGAAUCUGAAGUAUUUUCCUCGGACA
Messenger RNA from Brassica rapa (field mustard), 1045 nucleotides. RefSeq names its product ADP-ribosylation factor 1-like. Lineage: Eukaryota; Viridiplantae; Streptophyta; Magnoliopsida; Brassicales; Brassicaceae. The record is from RefSeq and is a predicted model, not a curated record. Gene Ontology annotation, molecular function: GTPase activity; GTP binding.